Molecule: messenger RNA, 4536 nt
Organism: Perca flavescens (yellow perch)
Lineage: Eukaryota; Metazoa; Chordata; Actinopteri; Perciformes; Percidae
Gene: rap1gapb
Product: RAP1 GTPase activating protein b
Exons: 22
Coding region: 1-2067 (688 amino acids)
Biological process (GO): regulation of small GTPase mediated signal transduction
Cellular component (GO): cytoplasm
Molecular function (GO): GTPase activator activity
Source: RefSeq, a predicted model, not a curated record
AUGAUCGAGAGGAUGCAGGGUUGCAGAAUGGAUGAGCAAAGAUGCCCCCUCCCUCCCCCCCUCAAAACAGAAGAGGACUACAUCCCUUAUCCCAGCGUUCAUGAGGUUCUUGGUCGCACUAGCCCUUUCCCACUCAUCCUGCUGCCCCAGUUUGGAGGCUACUGGAUCGAGGGGACCAAUCAUGAGCUUAAAGACCCACCGGAGGCUGAUCAACCCCCCUGUCCUACCUCCCACAUCAAACUGGAAACAAAGAGCACCGCCAAGAUCUACAGGAAGCAAUUCAUGGGCAAGGAACACUUUAAUUAUUACACCAUGGAUGCUGCCCUGGGCCACUUGGUCUUUUCCAUGAAGUAUGAUGUCAUUGGGGAUCAGGAGCAUCUGCGCUUGAUGCUUCGCACAAAGCUAAAAACAUACCAUGAUGUGAUUCCCAUUUCCUGUCUUACCGAGUUCCCCAAUGUGGUUCAAAUGGCCAAGCUUGUUUGUGAAGAAGUAAACGUGGAUAGGUUUUACCCUGUCCUCUACCCAAAGGCAUCCAGGCUCAUUGCUACCUUUGAUGAGCAUGUGAUCAGCAACAACUUCAAGUUUGGGGUUAUUUAUCAAAAGUUUGGCCAGACAACCGAGGAGGAGCUGUUUGGGAACAUGGAAGAAAGCCCUUCCUUUGUCGAGUUCUUGGAGUUUCUGGGCCACAAGAUUGAGCUUCACGACUUCAAAGGAUUUCGGGGUGGGUUGGAUGUCACUCAUGGACAGACAGGGACAGAAUCUGUCUACACAAAUUUCCAUAAUAAGGAGAUUAUGUUCCAUGUGUCCACCAAGCUGCCUUACACAGAGGGAGACUCACAGCAGCUGCAGAGGAAGAGGCACAUAGGCAACGACAUUGUAGCCAUCGUGUUCCAGGAGGAGAACACGCCCUUUGUACCAGACAUGAUCCAGUCCAACUUCCUGCAUGGGUAUGUGGUGGUGCAGGUGGAGAACGCGUGCACGGACAAUGUCACCUACAAGGUGUCUGUGACAGCGCGGGAUGAUGUACCUUUCUUUGGGCCGGCUCUGCCUAACCCUGCAAUCUUCAAAAAGGGCCCAGAGUUCCGCGAGUUCCUCUUCACCAAGCUCAUCAAUGCAGAGUACGCCUGCUACAAGGCUGAGAAGUUUGCCAAACUUGAGGAGCGCACACGUUCAGCCCUGUUGGAGACUCUGUACGAGGAGCUGCACAUAAACAGCCAGUCCAUGAUGGGUCUGGGUGGAGACGAAGAUAAGCUGGAGAAUGGGGCCGCUGGUGGGGGGGGAGGCUUCUUUGAAUCCUUUAAGCGGGUCAUCCGCAGCAGAAGCCAGUCUAUGGAUGCCAUGGGCCUCAGUAACAAGAAGUCACACACAGUCUCCACUAGUCACAGUGGCAGCUUUACCCACAAUCCCGCAGAGAGCCCCAAAACCCCAGGGAUUUCAUUGCUUGUUCCAGGGAAAAGUCCCAGUAAAUAUGGACGCCGAGGCAGUGCCAUAGGGAUAGGAACAAUAGAAGAGUCAUUGAUCAUUCCUGGGAAAAGCCCAACCAGGAAAAAGUCUGGGCCCUUCAGUUCCCGUCGCAGCAGUGCCAUUGGCAUCGAGAACAUCCAGGAGGUCCAAGAGAGGAGCCGAGAGGUGUCACCCAGCACCCAGAGGACACCGGAGGGCAGCCUCUUUUUGCAGUCAGACAACUCCUCCAAUCACAGCUCUCCAGAAUUCCCUGCUACUAAGAACAGUUUGGCGAUGUGUUGCAGGGCGCCGUCCAUCCCCGAGGCUCAGGACCUUUCCCGCUCCUCCUCCAACGCCAGCAGCUUUGCCAGCGUAGUGGAGGAGCACGAGAACGAGGCGGAGGACGAGUACGACACUGGACUGGAAAGUGUGUCUUGUGUUACGCCACUCAAGGGAGACUCAUUUGUGUACAGCUCUGCGGUGGAGGACAGUGCCUGCAGUACCAGCCAGGGAAGUUUCCCAGCAGCGUCUCGUCUUCAGCAGCAACCAGAUGGAGCGAAGACAUCAGAGCCAAAGGGGACAGACAGCCGGCCCAAGACGGAGCGCCCCUCGCAGGAGCACUAGUUCUCAUCGCAUUCCCAUAAGAGGCACCGUUUACCAAAAACAAGCCAAGGGCAUGUGAACUCCACCACUGACGCAGAAGAGGAGUAGAGUUAGAAGCCAGAUCUCAGAGACUGGUAGAUCUUCCUUUGUAUGUUUGGCAUGGAUCUGCUGCCUGUCAUGACAGACACCCAGCUCCAUGGACAUGUACCUACCUAUCGCCCUCAUUCCAGCUCCAUGUGGAACCCUCCUUGAACGCUCGAGGCAAAGGAAAAGAGACGUCCACAACCAUGCAGCAUCACUACUGACUGUCAUCCGUCAGCCGGCUCGGCAGGAUAAGUGUGGCUGCUUACUAACUUUCAGGCCAGGACGUUUUGAGACGAAAUUCUUACUGUAAACACUCAAAUGUUGUCCUCUUUAAGAGAUCAGGAUUUGAACAGGGGUUUAAUCUUGGGUCUAAAAGAGUGGUGAAAAAAAUUGAGACCGAUCAAAAAACUGGUGUUUAUUUAGCUUGUGAAACAGUCUAUAGAGAGGAGAGUUUCACUAGAGAGAAAAAUGUUUUUUAAUGUCAACCUCACAUCCCACUGUGAUAUUGUACAUGGGUUAAACUUUGAUGUACUGUGUGUGUGUGUGUGUGUGUGUGUGUGUGUGUGUGUGUGUGUGUGUGUGUGUGUGUGUGUGUGUGUGUGUGGCUGUCUGUCUGUCGGGGCUGCUUUUUGUGUUUUAUUGAUGAUCUAUUAUUCCGAGUAUUCUGCAGUGGAUAUUUGUCGUGUUUUACGACAGCUUUGGUAAAUCUGUCAUGUUUUUAAUGGAGGGUACUCCUGUGCUGCUGUUGUUGGUGGCUGUAAUAGCAUAAUAGCAUCAAUCGCCUUCCUCCUGGUGGGGGGGAAUUUAAAAAAAAAAGCAUUUGCAAUUUUUUAAUUAAAAGUUUUAUUAUACAGUAAGUCUGUAACAAAACAUAUUUUAACGUAACUUUAGAUUCUAUUAAUGCUUUAUAGUUAGAGUAUAAAGCGUAGUUAUGGUAAUGCCCCAACAUGCAUUUCCAGUCCCCACUUCAAGGUACUGCUGUUUAGACCUUUGUCUCCAAAUAUUCUUUGUCACACACCACUUGUUGAUUUGAUGUCUGUGCACAGGUGUGUAUACAAUGGUACUGUGCAUGGUGUAAAUCUGCUUGCCAAAUCCUCUCCUCUGUAUACUUGUGCCAGGUGUUGUCCCUGUGAUUUGUGUUUCAUUGAAAACCAGCCAACAUUUCCAGAUGCAGUGCACAUUGCUGAUAGAGAGCCAAAUGCCAGUUUCUUACUUUAUUUGUAAAGUGUAAUAUAUGUAUGUGACUUAAAGCGCUACAUUUUUAGUUACUUCCGAAAAGCUGACUACUUUGAAAAAAAACCUGAUUUAUUGCUGAAUAUGAAUUACACUGUGACUCUUCUUGAAGUUGCCUUUCUAAUGAUGGUGUCGCGUGAGCUUCUUUGAAGGAGGGUCAUAUUUAAAGGCACUGUGUUGCUGGCGGGCUAGAAUGUAAAACUAGGCAGACAUGUAUUUAUUUAUAGAUAUCUGCCACGAUGAAUAGUGAUACUGUGUUGAAUCCUGACCACAGAAAACUUGAGUCUGAAACCGCUCACCUUUCCUGAACGGAGAAGCGUUUUCCUGUUUUCAGUUUGUUGUGAAGGAAAGAACUGAUGGAGACAUGGAGCUGUUUUAUUUCAGUGAUAUGACUGAAGCAGACAUGAGCUUUAUUGUAUAUGGCAAAUUAAAGACAGCCCUUACAGUUUUUAAAAAAGACAAAAGGUUUAAGACACUGGACCAAAUGCAGAGCUGCCCAUAUAUUAUAUUCAUCAAUCUGUUUAUAGCUACAAAUCACAGCAUUUUGCAUUUGCAUAGAGAAAACUAGAAAGAUACAUUUUGGAUACAAUUACACAUUUGUAUAUUAAAGCCUUUUAGAUUUGAUUUAUGAAAAGAUAACCUUUCAAAUGAUUUUCUUCUGGACUUUGGAAAUGCUUGAGUAGAUGAAGUACGCCCUCCUGUGGCUCUAUAUUAUUAUAGCACAUCACUACGUGGUACCAUUCAUCUAACUGUGCUUGCACUGUAUGCCAACGGCCGGUCCAAACCACAACAAGAUUGGGAGUCUUGGAUCUUCUAUGUGCUCGAUUCAAAUGAUUGUAUUUCUGUUCUUGUCAACAGUCUGCUUAAGCCCUUGUUCAAAAGACAUGUUUGUACAUAUUGCUUUACAUCCUUUUUGUAAAUAAAGCCAACAAAAAUGUUUAAAAAAAGAUGAAGAUGCAUAAUAGAUUAAACACCUGGGGUAAUUCUUCCUGCAUUAAAGUUGAUGGUUACUGAGCUAAUAUUGUGGAAAGAAAGUGGCACGUAUUGCAAAAAGGCUUAGAGAAUUCAGCGUUGAUUUAACAGCUCAGAAGAAGCUUAGAUGAUUUAAAAACUUAGUGAUAAUGUAAGGCUUUGACAUGAAAAUAUCUCUCAAUAAAUCUAAAGUUAAGUCAA